GAUACGCGCUUUACGCAUUACUCGACACACGCCUCGAAGCCUCGGCUCAUCACGUAACAUCACUAGAAAUAAUAAAGAGAACAAGAAUGGCGUUGUAUUCGUUCAGUAGUUGGAUUUGAUGUGCUGCGUUAAAUAAAGGCACAGAUGUUCAAGAACGUGUCUUGUUUCUACACCAUUACACACAGGAUGGCUGAAUGAUCUUCAUCUCUUUUCCCGUUGCCAUAUGGUGUCUUGAUGUCCCACACGCUUCUUUUGUUGAUGAUUGCGCUCCUCUGCGCGCGGGUACAGGUUGCAGGUGAGCCCAUCAAUGUGCAGGAGGGAGGUACCACCAUCUUACCUUGCAAGCUACCAAAGACGCUGACAGGAAAUGAGAACCUGGAACAGAUUUCAUGGCAGAGAAAGACGAAAGGAAAACCGCUGACGGAUAAUUUCUUUACCAUCACAAAAGAUGAGGCUCGUCUUGUUAAUGGGCCUGAUAGGAGAUUUAAAUAUAUUGGGACAUUUGCUGAACAUAAUGGGACUCUCCAGCUAUCUAAUGUAAACGUGUUGGACGCUGGAACCUACACUUGCAUCUUUUCCAUUUUCCCCACAGGACAUCCUCAAACAACUGUAGAGAUAACUGUCAGUGUACCUCUACAAACAAGUGUAAAUAGUACCCGACCCACCCUUGGAAACAAAGAGGUUCCUCUUGUGACCUGCACCGCUGCCGGAUUCAAACCACCGGCCAAGGUUUCGUGGCAAAUUGAUGAUCGUUUAAAAGACAAAGUGACAUGGACAAACAACUCAACUCUCCUAAUCAGCGAUACAACCACCACAGUCAGCACAUUGUUUGGAAAGCCCACCAAAGAGAUCAACAGAAAUAAGGUCCAAUGUGUCAUCAUCUCUGAGAAACAAAACGAAACCCUACCCUUCGAAAUACAGAUUUACUAUCCACCUCUGAAUGUGAACAUCAAAAAACAAUCCGAGGGCCUGGUUUUCACCUGUGAGGCUGAAGGCAACCCAAACCCAACAAUUACCUGGAGCAGAUCAGGCAAGGCUCUGCCUCCAUCAGUCUCUGCCCCCUCAACUCAGGGGGCAACUCAGGGGGCAACUCAGGGGGCAACGUUGACUUUUGAGAAGAAAUCCCCAGACGUGAAUGGCCUCUACUUGUGUGAGGCAAAUAACACCUACGGAAGCAAUCAAAGUUUUCUCUACGUGGAUUUUUCCCCAGGAACAAGCUCCGUAACUGGUUGGGUCUUAUGUAUUAUUCUUUUUAUUAUUUUGGUGACUGGCUCUGCUGUGUUUCUGUACAAACAUGGAUAUUUUAAACUUCCAAGGUGUCUAGGGUUUGACAGAGAAGAAGUACGAACCUCCUCACCCAACGAAGAAGAAAAUGAAAAUGCUUCAGUAUAACCAGAGGGAAAUAGCUGGGUCCCAAAAAGUCCAAGCAGAUACCUCAAUAUAAACUUGAUCUUUGACUGAGAUUGAAACAGCAGGCUGCUGGGCUGCUGGCUCGAUUCCCGCUCUUGCUGCCUUUGUCGUGUCCAUUAAGAAAACACUCCACCCACCUUGCCUGCUGGCUUUAGUCAGAGGGUGCAUGACACCUUUGAUUUUAUCUGAGGCUUUCUGGGAUAUUUUGUGCCACAUCACUUCCUGCUUCAUCAAUAGCACUUCUUUCUAUUGACACUUGGCAUUCAGUUGGGAAUUAACUUGGCUUCCAGAACAGCCCUGCAAUCAUCAAAUAAGAGCCAAGAAUAUUUUUGCCAAAGUAACCCUGGAUGUCAAGAAACAGAAAAACCUCAUAUUUAAGAAUAAUUAAACCUUAUUUAUGUAUUUUCUUCCUAACUUACACUCCCUAUCCAACGCUAAACAGAAAAAGGAGUCCCAUCCCCUCUGGGUCAACCAUCCUCUUUAUCAUUGGGACACUAAGACCCAGUUCUGUGGCUGUCAACUGAGAAAGCUGACCUUGUGAUUUAAAGUGCAGGUGCAGCCACCAACCAUAUCCUACAAGCAUUAAUAACUGUAGGAUGUGGUUUAUGUAGGAAGGAAGUCAGGGGACCAACGUUUCCACUAACAUAUUUAUGGACACUAUUUCAAUCUGGAGACACUCAGAUGGAGAAAAGGGAAACAAUUAGAAAAGUUUAUUAACAACAUGAAUUAAAUCUUUGGCGCUCGGGCCCCGAUGUCUCAACACACUGCAGCUUAAGUGAACUCAACUUACACUUUGUUAUUAUUAUUAUUAUUAUUAUUAUUAUUAUUAUUAUUAUUAUUAUUAUUAUUAUUAUUAUUAUAGAAGCAUAUAUACUUGUUAAAACAUCAGUGAGCAUAAAAAGUAACUUCAAAAUUCUUCCGUCCCCUCAAAAUUUAAUAUUUUUCUUCUUGGCGAAAAUAAAAACCAAUAAUAACCCUUCUUGGAUCAGCGUUGUCAUGCUUACCCUUACAAAAAAAUCCCAUGAAAAUCAUAUGUGACUUUCACAUGUGAUCACAUGUGGUUCACACAAAUUUUACAUGUGAAUGAUGUGAAUCACAUGUGAAAGCACAUGAAUACGUGUGAUUUUUAGAAUGUUUCGUGGUAAAAUCACGUGAUUCACAUGUGAAUCCCACAUUUCCACAUGUGAUCACAUGUGAUCACAUUUUCAUGGGAUUUUUUUGUAAGGGUAAACCUGUUCAGCCCUAAGACUUCUUCGGUGGAAAUCAGCCCACAUCCCACACCAGCGCCAUUUCAGAGCUUAAUUUUUCUGUCAUUAUUUUGUUGAUUUUUAGAUGCAUACUUGGAGUCACUGUGAUGCAGGAAAAUGAAACCAUCGAUUAGCAUCCAGUGGACAACUGAAGGGUUUAUGAAGCCUAACUUUGCUUCGAAGUAUUUACAACCGUAUCCAAAAAAAAAAAAAUCCUCAGUUCCAUAUGAGGAAAGGAAAAAUCAGCCCGGAUCUGGGUUUCCAUCUUUGUAACCUUGAAAAAAAAAAAAAAAAAAUACAGAUGAAUAGGCUUUGACAAACAAA
Messenger RNA from Gambusia affinis (western mosquitofish), 2981 nucleotides. Its product is annotated as poliovirus receptor homolog. The record is from RefSeq and is a predicted model, not a curated record. Gene Ontology annotation, cellular component: adherens junction. Gene Ontology annotation, biological process: heterophilic cell-cell adhesion; homophilic cell-cell adhesion. Bases 235 to 1392 code for a protein of 385 amino acids. NCBI's taxonomy places the organism in Eukaryota, Metazoa, Chordata, Actinopteri, Cyprinodontiformes, Poeciliidae. The transcript has 8 exons.